Thamnophis sirtalis is the source of this 2201-nucleotide messenger RNA. Lineage: Eukaryota; Metazoa; Chordata; Lepidosauria; Squamata; Natricidae. The record is from RefSeq and is a predicted model, not a curated record.
GCUAAUGAGGAAAAGAAUGCAGUUGACUUUAGACCUUGGCAGAGACAAGCAAGGGGAACAAAAUUGCUCUCUUUUUUCCUCCUCUCCUGCUUAAUUUCUCUUUCUUUCCAGCUAGACAGGACUGCUCUCCACUGGGCUGCAGGAGCUGGCCAUGAACAGGCAGUCCGCCUCCUCCUGGAACACGAGGCCGGCGUGAAUGAUGAAGACAGUUUUGGGAUGAGCGCGCUUCUUCUGUCUGCUUGGUUCGGUCAUUUACGUGUCCUUCAGAUUCUGGUCAAUGCCGGUGCUAAAACCAACUCUGUAAAUAAGAUGGGCAGGACAGCCCUUCACCUGGCUGCAGAGAAGGGGCAGGUGGAGGUAGUGGAGUUUCUCCUGGCCCUGGGCUCUUCUCACAGCAUCAAAGACAAGGAAGGGAUGACUUCCCUGCAUUUAGCUGCUGAGGGAGGUCACAAUGAUUGCAUCCAUCUCCUUCUAGAAGCUGGCUGUGAAGUCAAUGCCCAAACGCAGAAACAAAUGACCUGCCUUCAUUAUGCUGCACUGAAUGGCUAUGUAGAUAUGGCCAAAACCUUCCUUGGUGCAGGAAUCCAAACAGAUGCUCUGAAUUACGAGAAGAACAUGGCUCUUCAUUUGGCAGCUAUGAAUGGACAUGCAGACGUAUUACAGAAACUUCUAGAAGUUGGCGUGGAUCCGGAUGACAAGAAUGCAAGGCAACAGAGUCCUCUUCAUAUUGCUGCGGAGCACGGAAGGCAAGAUAUUGCUGAGUUGAUCCUCAUGGCUGGGGUGAAUUUAAAAUUAACCGAUAAGCAAGGAAAAACAUCACUGGACGUAGCUGCUCGUGGGAACCACAUCACUUUGGCUGAUAUGAUCAUCAAAGCGGAUAGGUUUUACAAGUGGGAAAAAGAUAACCUCAACAGCGACUCUGAUUCCUGGAUAACAGAACGUUUAACUUUCAAGCAAGACCAUCGGCUGGAAACGCAACAUAUCCGUUCGGUGAUAUGGCGGCUGGCAACCAAAUACCUCAAGGCCAAUGAGUGGAAGAAACUUGCACAUUAUUGGAAAUUCACGGAGGCGCAUAUCCGGGCCAUUGAACACCAGUGGACAGGCACCAAAAGCUACCGAGAACACGGCCAUCGGAUGCUGCUGAUUUGGCUUCAUGGGGCCAUCAUGGCAGGAGACAACCCAAUCAAAGGAUUGUAUGAAGGGUUGGUUGGCAUUGGGAGGAGCGAUUUAGCAGAAAGUAUCCGGAAACAAGCGAAUGCAGAUUCGCCCGCAUCUCCACGCAGGUGUUCAGCAAUGUGAAGCUCCAAGGUGCUACACAACAAGGCUCCAUGCAACUCUGCCAGAGGUUUCUUUCAGAACUUUGCAUCCAAAGGGCCACCGUUUCCAAGGGCUUCUUGCCAUCUUGAAUGGCAACCUUUCCAAUCCAGGUCAGGUCGGCAUAAACCGUUUUACGGGCAGACUCUAAAUCACAGCAAUGCAUCUGUAGGGCCUCAGUUGGAGAGAAGGGGAAAUAACGGAUUUUAUCCUCCUCCAUUGCUCCCCCCCGAGGUCUGAAACAAGGUCUAAAGCUGACUUUACAAGGGUUUUUAUCUGUUCUUAGCAUUGCCAUAUGAUCCCAUUGAUUUAAUGUUUAUGGAGAUUCUCGGCCAGCCCAUUGACCCGUUUACACCUCUUUAUACAUGUCCUUCAUUGGGAAAAUCUCAUGGUGACGUUCAUCAUCCAUCCACCUUCUUGCUGUUCUGUGUUGUAGUAAGACAACUAAUGCCUCUAAAACUCUUGACUACACCUCACACCACAGCACCAAUUGCAAACCAGCAUUGCUAAGGACGAUCAUCGCUCUGGUGCUAAUAAGCCCCUCUUUGGUCCAGAGUUAACUUGUUUCUGUCCUAUUCACAUUGCUCUCUUUGUUUUCCAAUUAAGAGUUCAUAAAGGCGUGUUUCCUUCAAUGGAAACUUAUCCUAAAAGCAUGCUUUGUAGGCAGACACAUGGGUCAGAAUGUUCUGCAAUAAUCUGGCAGUUCAACUUUAUAGAUUAAUCCAAGUUUCGAAAGUUGUGCCAUGUUUACUUUUUGAGUGACUGUUCAAAAAAAAAAAUAGAGAAGCGGGGAUUUUAUGCCUCUUCCUCCCAACACAUAGAUAAAAGUAAAGGUUUCCCUCGUACAUAUGUGGUAGUCAUUCCCAAGUCUCUGCUCAUCUCAGUUU